Messenger RNA from Spodoptera litura, 3870 nucleotides. RefSeq lists its product as uncharacterized. The record is from RefSeq and is a predicted model, not a curated record. Lineage: Eukaryota; Metazoa; Arthropoda; Insecta; Lepidoptera; Noctuidae.
UAAAACCAAUUCAUAACGGAUCGAAUGACGUCAUCGUUGCAUAGCAUGAGGUGAUAGUACAAGUGACAAAUCCAAGAUGGCGAUGGUAAUUUCGCAGACGACGAAAGCUGCUAUUGGUGGAUUCUUGGCUCUCAUGAUCUUAGGAGCUGUUCUCGUUGUUGGUGCUGCUUUCGGGUGGUUCAAUCCGAGAAGAGAAGAUGAAGAUACUCCAGCUAAAGUUAGUGCUAGACUUCAAGGAAGGACUUCUUUUGUUACACAUCGUGCUGUAAACCCAGAUGAGAACAGACUGGCUGUCGUGUCACACACAUCGCCGUUUUUCAUUGGCGAUAAAGGAGAGAAAGGAGAUAAUACGUUGGGGCCUGGACAAUGCAGAUGUAGUUUAAAUGACAUCUCACAAAUUCUGGAAAUAAUGCCAGAAUUAAAAGGUCCACCAGGCCCACAGGGGCCUACAGGAGCUGACGGUACUACUGGUGCUCCUGGGAAAACGGGACAAAUGGGUGAGUCGGGCCCGCCUGGGCCGGUGGGGCCAAAGGGAGAUAGAGGAGAGAGGGGUGAGACUGGCGCACCAGGUUCCGAAGGUCAAACGGGGCCUAAAGGUGAUCCUGGUUCAGAUGGAGCACCCGGGCUACAGGGACCCCCUGGUCCACCUGGUCCACCAGCACCUAUAACGUCAGCAUUAAUAGAAUCAACGGGAUUAUACGGGUCUAGUAAUCCUGGGAUACUUGGAGAGAGGGGUCCAAUGGGCCUCCCGGGUCCUCAAGGAGAAAGAGGAUAUCAAGGAAAUAAAGGCGAGAGAGGAUUACAUGGCCCUAAAGGGGACAAAGGAGAAAGGGGCUACGUCGGCCUGAGAGGGCCACAUGGCGCGAAGGGAGAGCGAGGCCAACCCGGGCGCGAUGGCACGCCGGGCCUGCCGGGCCCUCACGGGCGCCCCGCCGAAAAAGGCGAAAAAGGUGCUCGCGGUCUUCCCGGCCCCCCAGGACCAGCCGUCCCAGUUAUAUCUGAAAACGCUAUAUCAACUGACGUCACGCGCACAGAAGCGGCGCUCUUGAAAGGCGGAAAGGGCGAUAGAGGGGAGAAAGGAGACAAGGGCGAAAAAGGUCUUCGAGGGAUGGAAGGUGCCCAAGGCUUUCCGGGGACAGAUGGCAAACCAGGGGAACGUGGUGAUAUCGGCCCAUCUGGUUUACCUGGGACCCAAGGUCCUCCUGGUUUGAACGGGCCAAAAGGUGACAAAGGAGAAGCCGGUCCACCUGGACCAGUGGCAUUAUCAAGAGAUGAAGCGUUGGUGCUAACGAAGGGUGAUAAAGGUGAUACAGGGCCUAGGGGUAAACGUGGACAUCCUGGUCCACCUGGACCUCGAGGGCCACCUGGUCUUCCUGGACCACCUGGGACUCCUGGCAGCAAUGGAAGACUUGGAGAUAUAGGGCUGCCAGGGUGGACGGGCGCGCCCGGGGCCGUCGGCCAGCCAGGCGCACCCGGCCCGAAAGGUGAAAAAGGAGACCCUGGCGGAACCCCACUUGACUUAGAAAAGGUAAAAGGUGAGAAAGGUGAUCGAGGGUAUGAUGGGGCUCCUGGUCCGCCGGGCAAGGAGGGGCCUAGAGGCCCACCAGGACCGCCAGGAUCCCCAGCAACUAAUAUCCAAUACAUGACCGUCCCCGGCCCCCCGGGGCCUCCGGGGCCACCAGGACCGCCCGGCGUGUAUCCAAAUGAAAUGCCAGAUACAUUGACCGAUAGCCCUGGAAUUAAUCGUCACGAACCUUCCGGAGGAAAACAACGCGAUCCUCUACAAAUUAUAAGAAACUUGAACCAUCUGGUACAAUACCGCCAGGAGCAGUACGCGUUCCGAGAUCCUUUGGACCCUCUUGGAGAUUCGGGGGAUUUUGAGGAUGAUGAAGAUGGAAGAGCCAUUGUCGGAACAAUAUUGUUCAAGACUACUGACUCUUUGAUUCGGCUCGGAACAAGCAGCCCACUAGGCACUUUGGCGUAUGUCAUUCAAGAGCAAGCGUUGCUAGUCCGGGUCAACAACGGCUGGCAGUAUGUAGCUAUGGGCUCUUUGUUGGCUAUCCACACCCCACCAGCCGGAGGACCCACUCGAUCGCCUUUGCAGAACAUUUUAGAGACUUCCAGUUUAGUGCACCAUAAGAAUCCAGCUAUAGAGGGCCCUGUGUUACGCCUGGCAGCUCUCAAUGAGCCUCAUACAGGAGAUAUGCAUGGAGUUAGCAGUAGUAACUAUGAGUGCAGAAGACAAUCUUUGAGAGCCAAUAUGGAUGGCACAUUUAGAGCCUUUAUAUCGUCUAGGGUUCAAACAAUAGACUCUAUCGUAAGUUGGGUGGAUAGAGAGAUUCCUGUAGUGAAUACGAGGGGCGAUGUGCUGUUUAACUCGUGGGGUGAGAUGUUCGACGGGUCAGGAGCCCUCUUCGCCCACGCUCCCCGGAUUUACAGCUUCAGUGGACAAAAUGUCCUUAUGGAUCCUGGAUGGCCUACUAAAGCGGUGUGGCAUGGCGCUAACCCGAAUGGUGAACCAGCAAUGGAUGCGUACUGCGAUGCUUGGCACAGCAGUAGUCCAGACAAGUUUGGGCUCGCGUCUUCGCUUCGCUCCAAUAAGCUUUUAGACCAAGAAACAUAUUCAUGCAGUAGUAGACUAAUAGUGUUAUGCGUGGAAGCAACUCCUGUAGACACAGUAAGAAGAAAAAAACGAUCGAAGUACCACAACGCCUCAGAGAAAAUGCAAUUUUUAAAUGAUAUCGAAGAAAGAAACGAAACUAGGCGAAAGUUAUAGACAUUGACUAGAUAUUGAUAUUAGUGUUUAAGUAAAAAAAAAAAUGUGAAGACUGUAAAUAAAUUGUAUGUAGAUAAAAUGUUCUCGUAAAGCAAUGAUUCCGGUGGAACAUAUCGACAAUAUUAAUAUCUCAAAUAAUAUAAAUGACGCAUUUUUAGUACUAUCAAUCUGUUAAGCUUUGGUCGUACUUGUGUGGAACCGCGGCGGUGGAAACAAGCAACUGAAUAGGAAUACCCGCCUGCAGCUCUUGUUGUGAUUUUGUCUCGUUCCAGAUUUUCAUACCGUAAAAAAUACAUAACAUCACGCCUUUUAUCUCUGAAGUUAUAGUGGCCAUUACGGCACCUAAUGCCACUGCACAAUGUAACAACCACUUAUCACUAUUUAUGUCAUGAGUCCCAUAUCAUAGGGGGUGCCUAUUGCCUUAUAUCGAGCACUAUUCUAGACUCCAUGCUACUAUUGAGAAAUUAUUGAAAAGCCCUAUAAUACUUUGCUCGACUCUGGAAUUGAUCAAGGGGUCUGACGUCAGGCAAGGGCCCGGCAGUCGCUCUUGCGACCACUCGGCCAACAAGUUAGACAAAAAUAUUACGCGGUGAGAAACUGCCGCGGUUCCGCCGUAAUGCGGCCAGGGCCUUAUUUAUUGUAUAAUAAAAUUAUAGGCUUCUGAUUGUGGAUUUUCCGUAUGUAUCUACUUAUUUAUUAGAAUGCGUUUUAAUCACAAUACAAUACAUUAAAUAAUUUAAAUCACAUGUCGGUUCAGUCUCUACACUGCCAUAAGACACCAAGUAAGAAAUGGGACUUGUAGGUAUUAUUAGUGAGUUAGCUUUAUCAGAGACUUAUAGAGAACUUGUGAAAAUAACCCUUAGUUAACAAUGAAAUAAAGUAAAGUAUAGAAUAUCAAGUGAAAGCGAUCGCAUUACUGACGAAUCUAGGUAUAUUGUCAGCCAUUUUGAUUGGCCAUUUAAUUGACAGUUCAUUUCUGUGUUGCCAGAAUUGUUACCAUAACUCUCUAUUAGUUUUACCUGUGCCAAAACCAUAUAAUACUGUGAGAUUUAUAACAUAACAUAACGCCUUUUAUCCCCGAAGGGGUUUUUUAA